Molecule: messenger RNA, 1586 nt
Organism: Ornithodoros turicata
Lineage: Eukaryota; Metazoa; Arthropoda; Arachnida; Ixodida; Argasidae
Product: achaete-scute homolog 1a-like
Exons: 4
Coding region: 47-736 (229 amino acids)
Biological process (GO): developmental process; regulation of transcription by RNA polymerase II
Molecular function (GO): protein dimerization activity; DNA-binding transcription factor activity, RNA polymerase II-specific; RNA polymerase II transcription regulatory region sequence-specific DNA binding
Source: RefSeq, a predicted model, not a curated record
UCCGGUGCAGUCAGUCACAAGCUCCGCGGCGCGCGUGGAGAUCGCAAUGUCUGCUCAGAUGCUCUUGCCCUCUCCCCCGAGCGAAGACAUGUCUGCUUCAGCUUACUAUGGACACGUGACUUCGGCUGCUCCCUGGACUACUACGACCAGUUUGCCGGGGCUUGGGAUAUGUCGCAGGUACGACGGAGGAUCGCCAGACACCCCCGACAGCCAAUCGGAUGACUCGAGCCGCGACUCGCAACCGAGCCCAACUUCCUCCACGUCAUCGGCGCUGGGCGGAUCGGCAGUAACAUCGUCUUCUUCCUCUAAGUCCAACUACAAACAUGUCCCGCAUCGCGAGAAACCUCCUCAUCUAGUAGCCCGUCGGAAUGCCCGCGAGAGGCGACGAGUGCAGGCCGUCAACAACGCUUUCUCGAGGCUUCGGAAGUGUGUACCUGUGGAAAACCGAUCCAAGAGGCUGUCCAAGGUGAAGACACUGCACAGGGCUAUCGAAUACAUCCACGCGUUACAAGACAUUCUGGAAGAUGCGGAUAAAACGACUUCUGUGAGCUCUUCCGUACCGGAAACGAACCUGUCGGUGAACCAUUUCCCAGACCCUCAAGUCACGCACAACAACAAGGAGAAUGAUGCUAGUCAGCGAUGGAUUACGCUGGAAAACGCGGUGUGCUCAGCUCAGGAGUCCUAUUCCAACUACCUUAGCUUCUACGAAGAAUACCCAACCGGAUUUGCUAGCUGAUUAUAGACGGGCCUAUACGUCAUCGUCUCCUCCAAGUGCCAGGGAUACUUUUUCCCGCAAAGUGCCGACAAGACAUCUCCAUCCGCAGUAUUCCGACCCGAGUCCUCUAUACCAGUCAAGUUCAAGUAUAACCCCGCGAUGAAAAUUCGCGUCUGUACAAGAUGGGCAUUGCAUGGACAUUCCAUAUACUUCGGUAUUUUACAUUCCAAGACGCCUGUUCGUCAACUUAGUUCGUGGGAAAGGUUGUCCACACUUCGUUAUAGUCAUGUUGUUGCAGUAUUCCGAAUCCCGAUCUUGUCGUCCUUGUCGCUGUCCUUGUGCGUCAAGCUUUAUUUGAUUUACGUUUUAUUUCCGCAGUGAUCAUUCAACAACUGCCACGUAUUGUGAAUGUCGUCGUGUCCUUUUCUUUUUUUUUUUUACAUUCCCCUUCAACGUAUAGAUGCUUGACAUGGCGUCACCGCGACCUGUAAUAUACUCGUGCAAAGUUCCCUCGUCCAUAAACUGCCGGAUUUCCGUAACCUUGCACUGCUGUCAGUGUUACGAAGUACGUUCUCGUUAAGGAGUUCAAAGGUAGUCUUCAAGGUGCUAGUCUUCAAAGGUACAGCUCACUCGCAUAUAAGAACGUGUCAAGCACUGAAGGAAAGAACGACAUACAUUACUUUCCAAUGUUCUAUACCGGGCAGCUUGCCUUCAUGUCUAUACUCAUAGUACCAGGCAAUACUCCAGCGGCCCAUGCCUUACUUUCUUGAUGUCUGCUAGAGCUCAGCAGGGUUGUCGUGCACUUGAAAGUGUCCGCAAUUCGCGGAGCAGUGUACAAAGAGCAGCGUCAAGAAGUGCUAUACUGCGCUCA